Solea solea (common sole) is the source of this 2725-nucleotide messenger RNA. It is a transcript of the gene ca10a, whose product is annotated as carbonic anhydrase Xa. Lineage: Eukaryota; Metazoa; Chordata; Actinopteri; Pleuronectiformes; Soleidae. The record is from RefSeq and is a predicted model, not a curated record. Bases 581 to 1567 code for a protein of 328 amino acids. The transcript has 9 exons. Gene Ontology annotation, molecular function: zinc ion binding; carbonate dehydratase activity.
CAGUGACGGGGAGGAGGAGGAGAAGAAGUCUGGAUCGUAGCUUCGCCACCUGGAGUUUGUGAGGACUGAGUCUGAUCCACGCGCGCACUUCACCCGCAAACAUGUGCGACUUUCCGUGGUGAGAGCGCGGGACUCAUCGCCCCUCCACACACACACACCUUUCUCUGUGAGACGGCGCGGCAACUGCGUGGAUACAUACAUGAAUGCAUGCAUGGGUGAAUGAAUGAGUGGAUGAUGGAUGGAUUCCGGGACGCGCAGGAAUAAUCACGCAGUGAACUGACGGAUCCUCGCGCUGCUUCUUCUUCUGUCUGGAGUUUUUUUUCUUCGCUUUUGUUGGAAUAGUUUCAUCCACUGCUGGGAUCGCGUGUCAUUCCUCGGGGCCGUGGGGCACCUGCUAUGAGCGUGGCGGCGUGGAAAAUACCUGGUGGAAGAAGGUGUUCAUGAUCAGCAUCAGCAGCAGCAGCAGCAGCGGGAUCCAGGCUGGGAGGACAGAGAUAAAGCUGCGCUUCUUCUUCCUCUUCAUUUUCUUCUCUAUUUCUUCUCUGGUUUGUGCGUAAUGUUCGUGGAAUGAAAACAGAGGAUGGAUAUAAUCUGGGAAAUACUCCUCAUCCUUCAAGCCAAUUUUAUUGUCUGCAUAUCAGCACAACCGCAUCAACCGAAAAUUCACGAAGGAUGGUGGGCUUACAAGGAAGUGGUGCAGGGCAGCUUCGUACCAGUGCCGUCGUUCUGGGGCCUGGUCAACUCCGCCUGGAACAUGUGCUCGGUCGGGAAGCGGCAGUCGCCGGUCAACAUCGAGACCAGCCACAUGAUCUUUGACCCCUUCCUCAAGCCCAUAAAGCUGAACACCGGUGGACGCAAGGUCGGAGGGACGAUGUACAACACAGGUCGACACGUGUCUCUGCGUCUGGACAAGGAGCAUCUGGUGAACAUCUCUGGAGGACCCAUGACGUACAGCCACCGCCUGGAGGAGAUCCGGCUACACUUUGGCAGCGAGGACGGUCAAGGCUCCGAACACCUGCUCAACGGACAAGCCUUCUCUGGAGAGGUUCAGCUGAUCCACUACAAUCAUGAGCUGUACACAAAUUACACAGAAGCUGCCAGAAGCCCCAACGGACUCGUCAUAGUGUCCAUAUUCAUGAAGAUUGCCGAGACGUCCAACACAUUCCUGAAUCGAAUGUUGAACAGAGACACCAUCACGAGAAUAACGUAUAAAAAUGAUGCGUAUCUACUGACCGGCCUCAACAUAGAAGAGAUUUACCCAGACACGAGUAGUUUUAUAACGUAUGACGGAUCGAUGACCAUCCCUCCGUGCUUCGAGACGGCCACUUGGAUCCUGAUGAACAAGCCGGUUUACCUCACACGCAUGCAGAUGCACUCGCUGCGCCUGCUGAGUCAGAACCAGCCAUCUCAGAUCUUCCUCAGCAUGAGUGACAACGUCCGCCCGGUGCAGCCGCUGAACAACCGCUGCAUCCGCACCAACAUCAACUUCAGCGUGCAGGGCAAGGACUGUCCCAACAACAGGGUGCAGAAGCUCCAGUACCGAGUGAACGAGUGGUUGCUAAAGUAGCCUGAGCAUGGAAGAUGGAGAUGGAGAGAGGAAAGGAGGGAGGGAAGGAAGGAAGGAAGGACGGACGUGAACGCUGGUUUUGAAGGCUGCAUCUCAUCAGAAAAAAAAAUGUUCCAUGGCAUUGUACAAAGACGAACAACAGCACCAGACAUUCACCUGGAUUUUUCGGGAGCGAAAACUGACUCGGAUUCUUUUCAUACAUGUUUGAAACCCUCGAUCUGACACAUGCUAACAAGCCCCGCCCCUCCCCUGCCCCGCCCCCCACACUGUACAACUAUAAUAUCUGUUUUGAUACCGAUAAAUAACACUUUUUUGGGGAGAAAAAUAUUCAAAAAAACAAAAAAGACACUUAAAAACAAAAAAAUGAAUAAAAACUCUUAAAAGCAUUUAUGUGAUUGUUUCCUCCCGAUAGCAGGACGACGUCAGGACUUUAAAGCCUUUGUACAUACGAAAUGUCGCGAUCAAAAAAAGAAGAAGAAGAAACACAGGACUAAGUCACUGCCCCGCCCCCAAUCCCCAUGACCACACCCACCCCACCCGCCCACUCUGCCGGUCAAGACUCAGUGGUCCGACCUCGAUUCACGUGGAUGUUUCAUUCCAGUCACAAACAAACAACCAAACAAAGGCAUGCAAACAAACAACGAGAGAAGAAGAAGAAAGAAGGGAAAACUCAGCCUUAUACCGAGAAAAAAAAAACACUAGAGUCACGCCCCGCGGCGUCUCGGCCAUCGUUUGUACAUAUUAUAAUUAUCAAUAAUGCAGAACAAUGAAUAUGUAAAGAAAAAGUCAUGAAUUAUCACUGGAAAAAGAUAUAUUAUUAUUAUUAUUAUUAUUAUUAUUAUAAGAGGAGUUUUAAAAACGCUUGGCGCACUUUUUUGAAUUCUGGAAAUGCGGCUCUCGGUUGACGGAGCCGAUGCCUUUUUAUUUUAUUUGUGUUUAUUUUUUGUUAUGUUUUAUUGUUUACAAAAUGGUCAUUCACUGUGUUUGAGUAAACGUUAUCAGCCCCAAAUAAAUGUGUCGGAAAAAUAAAAAACAAACUAACACACACAGCUGUUAUUUGGGGAGAGGGAAAAAUGCUUCACGGCGAUGACGAGCUGACGUUUGUUGUACCUGUACCUGUUUUGUACUGUUCCAUAUUAAAUGUGUUUGAAAUGUCAA